AUGCGUCUUCUUUCCAUCUUGGGCCUCGCCGGUCUAGCUGCUGCUGCCGCGACACCCGUAUCGACUAUUGCAACAACCUCGACCACUUCCACUUCCACUUCCACUUCUACCUCGUCUACUUCCACGGCUACUUCCACCUCCACGUCUAGUUCUACUUCCACUUCGGCUGCUUCCACUUCCACAACCGCCGUCACCGUCGCAACAGAUGGUAGUGCUCAGUUUACGGCCAUUGGUGAUGCAAUCUUGUACGCUCAGAGCAAUGGCGUUCCUACCGUCACUGUAUCUGCGGGAACCUAUACCCAGGCAGUCACUAUCUCGGCAACCCCUACUGUUACCGUCAUCGGCCAAAGUAGCGAUGAAUCCGACUACUCUCAAAACGAGGUUACCAUCACCAACGCCGGCACCGUUCUCACUGUGAACAAUAACGUAAAGCAGGUGACUUUCAAGAACGUCAACUUCCUGAACACCGGCUCGGCAUAUGGGGCGAUGGUUUUGAAAGGAAACAAAUAUGCUUUCUAUGAUUGCGAGAUUGUUUCAACCGGAAGCUUGGGAAUCACUGCUAGUGUUGGUCUCGGUGUUAUUGCCAACUCCUACAUCGAGGCUCUCGACAAGAUCCUCUACGGUACUGCUAGUCUCUAUGUGUACAACACUGAGAUCGUGCCAGUUGAUAGUUCCGCCCUCUUGACUUUUAUGAAGGGCACUACCUCCACUUCGUCGAUUCUUUACAACUCCACCAUUGUCUUCGAUCAUGUUACAGUGACUGAGAAAUCGGGAGCUUCCAUCUCCAACGUUUUCCUGGCUGCUGCCAAUGGUGCUGGAACUGUUGUUGUGUACCGAGACUCGGCACUGGGUAGUUUGCUUGCUGCCUCUGGCGCUCAUAUUGACACCACAACAGAAGACGGCGAAAACUUCUUUGCGGAGUAUUCCAACACUGGCGCAGGGGCUUACUCAAGCAAUGAAGCCACCCGAUCGAAGUACUUUUCUCUCUUGGAUUCAUCUGAGUUGUCGGAAUACAGCCUUGCUGCUAUUUUUGCUGCAGCCUACCCGACCUAUGCUUCCUCGGACACCACCUGGGUUGACUCUUCUGUCUUGGCCGCGAUCGAGAGUGCAGAUGUGAUCACAACUACUUCAGUUGCUUCUACCUCUACCUCUGUCACAACUUCGGUUUCUUCCUCUGCCGCAGCUUCUGUUGCCACCACGGUCUCGGCUUCUACGACUGCCACAUCUUCCGCCACCACUACGACUUCUUCCGCUACCGCUACAUCGACAUAUGUUGUGGAUGCUACCUCGGGUCCUUAUAAGAAUGUCACUGCUGCUAUUGCGGCCCUUCCCAGCGACGGGAAGGAGUACACUAUCUACGUCAAGGCCGGCACAUACAAUGAACAGAUUUCCAUUACUCGCACUGGAAAGACCAUUCUCCGCGGUGAGACAACAUUUGAGAAUGAUUAUACUCAGAACACUGUCACUAUCUCCUACUCGAAUGGUGAAUUGACUAGCGCUGGCGAAGAUGAGUCUACUCCCGUUGUCAACGCGAAGAACUCCGAUGGCAAGGGAUUGGCUAUAUACAACAUCAAUUUCCAGAACACCUACCCUCAGACCUCCAACACCGCUGCCCUCGCUGCGGACUUCUACGGAACCGUCCAAGCAUAUGGAUGCUCUUUCAUUGGAUACCAGGAUACUCUUCUUGCAAACAAGGGCACCCAGGUGUUCUCAAACUGUUAUAUUGAAGGCUCUAUCGAUUAUAUCUGGGGAUUUUCAACCGCGUACUUUUACCAGUCGGUGAUCGCGACUAACACUGCGGGUGCAUGUGUUGCCGCCAUGAGCCGUUCUUCGGCCACUGCGACCGGUGGUUACGUGUUUGACAGCUGCGUGGUUACUUAUACUUCAACCUACGGUAGCACCUACGAAGACACCUGGCUCGGCAGACCUUAUUCCGAAUACAGUCGCGUUGUUUACAUGAACUCAUACUUGGACAAGCACAUCAACCCAGCUGGUUGGCACAUUUGGUCAACGAGUGCUCCUCAAACUGACUAUGUCACAUUUGGAGAGUUCAACAACACCGGUCCAAGCAGCUGGUCCAGCAGCCGUGCAUCCUUUGCCACCAACUUGACGGAGACCGAGGCUGAGGCUUACACAUUGGCUAGCUGGAUUGGAGAUACCUCCUGGCUUGACAUGGAUGCUUUUGACUACACUCCUUCUUAUGAUCUGACCUCAGGCGCUAGCACAACAACAACCAGCACUACGACCACUGCCACGGCAUCUACCACCACAUCGUCUUCCACCUCUACAGCCGUCGCUACCUGGACUCACCCCACAAGUGGUACUACUCCUCCCACUGGUGCCGUUCUGGUCAGUGUCUCCGGGUCUGUCGACGGCUCCUAUAGCAACUUGACUGAUGCUCUCGCAUCUUUGCCUGAUGAUACCACCACCCAGGUGAUUUUCAUGUACGCGGGAACCUACGACGAGCAGGUUCCCUCUAUUGAUCGAGAUGGACCUGUUAUGAUCAUUGGCUACACCACUGGAAACCCUGGUCAGAGCUAUGCGGACAAUGAGGUUACCAUCACAUUCUCUCGUGGUCUUUCUGUUUCCCCGCUGCCAACCGGUCACUCUGAUGCCGAAACUGCGACUGUCUCUACGGCAUCGACCAAGAUCGCAUUCUACAAUGUGAACAUUAUCAACUCUGAUAACCUUGACGGCUCUGAAUCAUCCUACGUGACCCUGGCUGCCUCAAUUUACGGCAAUCAUAUCGCAUUCUAUGCUGUCUACUUCCAAGGCUGGCAAGACACCCUCCUCACUGGAAGUACCACUGGAUAUCAGUACUACGAGUCUUCGUACAUUGAAGGUGCCAUUGACUUCAUUUGGGGUUAUUCCAAGGCCUACUUCAAGGGCUGCACAAUCGGAGCCAAGAGAGCCAAGUCGGCUAUGACAGCGCAGAGCAGAGCUUCAUCCAGUGCAAUUGGGGGUUAUAUUUUCGACCAGACUCUUUUCACUGCUGCUUCCGAUGCUACCGUUGAUCUCACCGAGACUGUGUAUCUUGGCCGCCCUUACUCCGAGUAUGCCCUUGUCGUGAUCAAGAACUCCUACAUGACUGAUGUGAUCAAUCCCUCCGGGUGGAAGGUUUGGUCGACUACGGACCCCCGUACUGACUAUAUCACAUUUGCUGAAUUCAACAACUCGGGUCCUGGUAACUGGGAAAAUAACGAGGCUGCUCGUGAAGCCUUCGGCUAUGCCACCCUUCUCACCGAGGACAAUUACUCUCUGGAAAGUGUGAUGGAUUCUACCGAUUGGAUUGAUACCACCUGGUGGGACUCAAUUGACACCCCCAGCUCAGUUGCGGGAUCAUCUACAACUGCUACUGCCACGGCCACUGCUACAUCUUCUGCUACUGCAACGGCCACUGCGGCAUACGAUGGAACAACCCCACCAAGUGGAGCUUACAUUGUCUCAAAGACCAGCAUUGGUAACACGACCACAUAUGAUACCAUUCAAAGCGCCCUUGAUGCUGUUCCCACUUCAUCGAAGGUUACUCCUACCAUUUUCAUUUACCCUGGAACAUACGAGGAACAGCUUACUAUCAGCAAGUCUGGAACCAUCAUUUUGGUUGGCUACUCUGAAUCUACAUAUGAUUAUUCCAGCAACCAGGUCACCAUCCAAUACAACAGAGGUGUGGAUACCCAAGAAGAUGAGUCUAACUCGGACAGUGCAACUGUUUAUGCCACUGGCAACUACUUCGAGGCUAUCAACAUCAACUUUGUCAACAAUAAUGGUACAGAGAAAGACAUUGCAACCUUGGGCUUUGCCGUCAAGUCAAGCAAAUAUGCUAGCCUUUAUGGCUGCCAAGUUACCGGUAACCAGGAUGCUCUGUUGAUUAAUGGAUAUCUGUGGAUGUCAAACGGAUAUGUUGAGGGAAAUAUCGACAUGAUCUGGGGAAGCGGAGCCGCAUACUUCCUCAACACAACAAUCUCGCCCAAUGAGGAUGAUAUCAACCUGACUGCAGACAAGCGUGCAACUGACACUACCGCCGGAGGUUUCGUCUUUGAUCAAUGUACCAUUAUUCCUUCGACUGGUGCGGGAACAAUGUCAAAGAUCUCGCUCGGAAGACCCUGGAACACCUACGCUCGCGUCGCUUACAUUGACUCUUAUCUUGACUCGUGUGUGGAGUCUGCUGGUUGGCAAGAAUGGUCGUCGUCCAGCCCACAGACGGCCGAUGUCACUUUUGCUGAAUAUGGAAAUAUCGGCCCUGGUUCAAGCACCUCGGGUCGUGCUUCAUUCGCCACACAGCUCAAUGAUACCGGUGUCGCUCAAUUCGAGCUGGACAACUUCUUUGCCACAACCUCCUGGAUUGAUUUUACUCACGUUGAUGGCACACCAUUUGUUCCGGAUACCGCUACCACAUCCACCACAACAUCCGCUGUUGCUACAUCCACCUCUUCUUCUUUGGUCUCCAGCUCUGUUUCUACAGAGACUCUCACUACCAUUGUUGAUGUUUUGACUACGGCUACUUCGGAUAUUGUGGCUACGGUCACACCGACUGACAAGACAUCGACUGUCAAGUCCACCGUUACUGAGACAAUUACUCCUGCUGUUGUUUCCAAGACCACAACUGCCAAGUCAACUAUCACCACUACGGAGGUUGUGACCGAGCCGACGACAACAUCAACCAAGACCUCAAUUAUGACAGUCGAUGUUGAGUCGACAGUUACACCCGACGCAAAGACAGUCACUACCACUGCCAAGUCUACAACUACGGAUACUGUUACUGUCACUGCGAAGGCCACCACGACAACUGUAAAGAGCACCGUGACCGCGACAUCAACUAUCACUGCUAAGGCAUCCACUUCGACCAUCACUGAUACUGCAACAAUUACCAGUGUGAAGACAACAAGCUCCAAGGCUGGAACGACAACAUCGACUACCUAUUUGACUGUCGGCAGUGGAGGCACAACGACCAUCAGCACCAAGGCAACAACUUCCACUGUCACUUCGACGUCGACUAAGACUACCACCAAGACAGUGACCACAACAGUCAGCUGCGAUGCUGCCACAAAGAAGAUGAAGCGUGAUAUCCUGCCUCGCGAUGUUAUUGUGACUGCUUACACCACGGAUGUCGAUGUCGUGACCAAGACAUUGACCACAACACUGGCCGCGGCAACAGACUACGUUACUUCAGUCGCCACGAAGACCACAUCACUUGAUGCCUCUACUGUUACAGAGACUGUUACUUCCAUUGCUACCAAGGUGAAGAGCACUACCAUUCCGGCUGUUACCUCCAUAAUCACUACUAUGGAGACAACCUCGGUCGGUAAGACCACCACCUUGAAGGCCUCCACAGUCACUAGCACCAUCACAUCCGUAGUGGAGAAGGCGUCAACAGUGACUGCUCCUGGAGCAACUGUUACAACUACCAGUCUCAAGACAACCACCGUCAAGAGCACCCUGUCUAUCCCUGCCUCCACCACAACUGUGACAAAGACGACCACUGUCAAGAGCACCACCACUCUCCCUGCGUCUACAAGCACUGUGAUCAAGACAUCCACUGUGACAAACACUCCCUCGGUCACUAUCACAGAGCGUGCUACUUCUACUUCCACCAAGGUUGUGAGCACCACCUCGACCAGCACUGUGACCGCGACAAAGACCGCCAAGUGCUCCUAA
Penicillium verhagenii is the source of this 5655-nucleotide messenger RNA. Its product is annotated as putative pectin methylesterase. The record is from RefSeq and is a predicted model, not a curated record. Gene Ontology annotation, biological process: cell wall modification. The transcript has 5 exons. Gene Ontology annotation, molecular function: pectinesterase activity. The coding region runs from base 1 to 5655 and encodes 1884 amino acids. NCBI's taxonomy places the organism in Eukaryota, Fungi, Ascomycota, Eurotiomycetes, Eurotiales, Aspergillaceae.